Messenger RNA from Rhopilema esculentum, 2725 nucleotides. RefSeq lists its product as uncharacterized. The record is from RefSeq and is a predicted model, not a curated record. Gene Ontology annotation, molecular function: hydro-lyase activity. NCBI's taxonomy places the organism in Eukaryota, Metazoa, Cnidaria, Scyphozoa, Rhizostomeae, Rhizostomatidae.
GGUUGAUCACGAGGCAGGCACAAAAGGGCUGCUCUCAGAAGCUAAAAAUGGUGUCAGAUCCGUGAAAGCAGAGACCACUAACCACAGAAAUUGUUUAAACAGGUUUGACUAAGCCACCAAGCAAAGAAAAGGCCAUCUCACACUUCGUAUGAUUAAAAAGAGAUGAAAAUUACUGGGUUUAAUGUCUACAAAGUGGAUCUUCCUUUGAAUGAAGGAGGCUACAAAUGGUCUGAUGGGAAGUUGGUGACUGUCUUUGACACAACUUUGGUAGAGAUACAUACUGAUGCUGGUUUAACUGGCAUUGGUGAAGUUUGUCCACUUGGAUCAAGUUAUUUGCCAUCGUAUGCUAAUGGUGUCAGAACUGGAUUGGCAGAACUUUGCAAAGACUUAAUAGGCUAUGAUCCUACUGAAAUUAGCGUCAUCAAUGAUGUCAUGGACUAUAAAUUGAAGGGACAUCCCUAUGUCAAGUCACCAAUAGACAUGGCCUGCUGGGACCUCCUUGGUAAAGUAUCUAAACUGCCAGUCUGCAAACUUUUAGGUGGUUGUUUCGGAGACAGUGUUCAGUUAUAUAGAGCAAUAAGCAAACAGGCACCACUUGACAUGGCAAAAAAUGUUUUAGAAUACAAAAAACAAGGGUAUAGAAAAUUCCAAUUGAAAGUUGGUGGAUGUAUUGAUGACGACAUCGCUCGUAUUCGUGAAGUUAGAUCAGUACUAGAUCCUGGUGACUUCCUUGUUGCUGAUGCUAAUACUGGCUGGAUGUCACAUGAAGCUAUCAAAAUAGUAAAUCAGGUCAAAGACCUAGAUGUUUACAUUGAGCAGCCAUGUGCAACAUAUGAAGAAUGUCUUCGAGUGAGGCGGCAUUGCAAUUUACCAUUUAUAUUAGAUGAGGUGGUUCAUGAUAUUGAAUCUCUAUUGCAUGUGCAGAGAGAUGGUUCUGCUGAUGUUGUCAAUCUGAAAAUAAGCAAAUUUGGUGGGAUAACUAAACUCAAACAAGCCAGAGAUCUCUGUGUGUCUAUGGGCAUACCAAUGUGUAUAGAAGAUACAUGGGGCAGUGAUGUAGUAACCUCUGCAAUUAUUAGUUUGGCCCAUAGCACACCAGAGAAGCUAAGGUUUUCAGCAACAGAUUUCAAUAGUUAUUGCACUAUUCAUGUUGCAGAAGGUGCCCCUCAACGAAUUGAUGGGAAGACUGCUGCAACUAACAAGCCUGGUCUAGGUGUUGAACUGAACACAGAUGUCAUUGGGAAACCUUACCUAAGCAUAUAAUUUUGUCAUUAAAUAAGAUUUCAACAAAAAUAAAUAUAUUGAAGAGAAAUGUGUAUUUCUUUUGAUCAUUUUUUAGUUUAUUAUACAUGACCAAAUAACUUUCGCUGUCCAAUAAGCACCUUAGAGUGUUUUUUACUGACAUUAAAUACUUCACCAUGUUUCGUGAAGUAUUGCACUAUGAACGGGAAAAUAAUUCCGCCACAGGCAUCGCUUUUGUAAAACCUUCCUACAUAAGACACACUAUUUAAACAGCUUUGCUGACCAAGUAUGGCAUCACAUGCGUUCUAUCUUGCUUGUCCUAAACUGAAUGUGGUAGCAUACUCUUUGAAAUUGAGAAGCCGCGAGAAAGUGUGGAAUUAACGAAGCAGAGGUUCAAAAGGAAAUUUCAAAGUUUUGAAGCCUGUCAUUUCUUUUUGAUAUUAAAAAGGUAAUGAUGAACAUUUUGGGUUUGAUCGAAUUGUUCUCAACAUUCUUUUUAUUCUUGAGUUUAUUUGAUUUUUUCAAGUUAUAUUUUAAGUUAUUGGGAAUAUUCGGCUAGUUUCUAUAAAAAUUGCAAGACUGAAAUAAUAUAGUUUCAAUGAUCUAUAAAAAGUCAGUUCUUGUUUAUCUGAUAUUGCGUAGGUAAAGCCUGCAAAUUUUAGAAUUCGGAAUCACCAAGCACCUGAUAAUUAGAUUGAGUUACUGAGCUUGUGUAUGAUUCCAUUGGUGAAUGAAACUGCUGGAAUGUGGGGAAUUAUGUACAAUCGCACUCUAUAUACCCCUCAAAAAGGGGCCAAGCCUUUUGGUACCCUGGGUACCAGAGCCUCUGAUGAUGAUGAUGGGACAUGAUAGAUUGAUGAAUAUAUUUUACUGAGACUAGAUUCAAUCUAUUUUGUUGAGAAAAGCCCAUUUCCAUGACAUAUCGCCUGACGAUGAUCCAGCGGACUCAUCAGCACCUGCGACCAAUGUCAUUGAUAGCUUUUUCACUAAAAACUCGACAUGGGCACCACCACCAGGUCGACACCACGCUCUGGAGCUAUACAUCGACCAAUGCUGAUAUGAGAUUUCAAAAGUCAACUUUAAGAAAAAGUCUAACAGCUUCAACCUUUCUAAAAACGAAUGGAAUGCACUCAGAUCAUUCAAAUUCAGACAUUGUUUCUCAUAUCGACAUUGUUUUCAAGUCUGCUGACAAAGGGAAACGCAUCGUCGUCUGGCGUAAAGAUCUCUUUUUGCAAGAAGGACAUUCUUAGUUAAACUCUUCAUCUUAUCAGAAAUAUCGUACUAAGCCUCGUUAUGAUCAUAUCAUCAAAACCAUUAAAGAAGGAAUCAAUUCUGAUAACCUUCAACCUAAUGCUAGCAAACUCUUUUCUCAGCAUCCGAAAACAUCUCUACUCUAAAUGCUUGUUUCUGCUAUAUCAUAUCCAACAUCUCAAAUAGCCACUUAUCUCGACUAUCCUCUUACAACUCUUAUCAAGCAACCACC